UUUUACAUUUCCUUAUUAAAUAAAAAUGUUCCGCCAAUCAAAAUCAUCCGUCGCGGCCCUUGACAGUGCUGACAGUGCCGUGAAAGCAAGUUUAAUUUUACGACUCAAGGAAUGUGUUAGUGAAAUUGUUAUGAAACACACGGCUGCGAGCUGGGUAUCACUGAAAAAUGAAGACGCAACCAACAUGUUGUGUUGGAUCCUGGAGGCAGUAUUUAUCCACGGACUAAAAAAUACUUUCAUCAAGUCAUUGUUCACCUCAAGAAGAGAAAAUGCCAUUCCAAACCCUUCUUUCUGGGAUUUUGUCAUGAUUUUUAGCCACCGUGAUGUGAUUGAACAGAUUCGAAAACUCAAUUACGUUAACAGUGAUGUGGGGAGAUCGAGAGCAUGGAUUCGAAUUACAUUAAAUGAAAUGAGCUUAGUUAGCUAUUUGGAAAACAUGUUUCGAAAUCAGACUUAUGUACGAAGUUUCUACAAGCCUUCCGCUUUUCUACGAGAUUCGGAAAAAUGCGACAUUUUAAAGAAUUACCUCGUUGGUGUGGUGGAAUCCUGUAAGUUUGAGUUGGUUGUGGACAAUAGUCUUUUAAAUCAGUGGACUAGUGGACCCCUUUCCUUAGUUGGGUUAUGGAUGGACGAUAAUAUUUCCCAAGGGAUUGAUGUUGCUUCAAACAUGGAUUCCGAAGAUUUACAAACAAUUCCUCAACUCGGGAAGGUGAAGAAUCCCGUACCUGAAUUCGUUACUGCCUUGCGACGCCAACCACUUCUCGCAGAAGAAGAUGCACUUCGUAUCAUAAUGGCAUCGAAGCCGUCGUCUUCCAGUAAUGCAUCCAGCCGGCGCAAUUCAGAUGCAAGUCAAUCUGGAGCAACUGCUCAUGGGAAAGAGUCCCCAAUGAUUGUUGGUAGUUAUUCCGGAUCUGGUGGUUAUGGAUCCAAAAGAAUUGCUGACUCGGUGCUGUCAACGCAAGAUCAGUCCGCAUUUUCAACAGUGUCCAAGUCAAAUUCAAGAAAAGAAUUAUCAUUAGCAGAUAUCAAGCAGAACGAGUUGCAGCACAAAAUAGUCACAACGACCUCCACCUCAAAGAGAUCAGAAACUGUUCAACAUGCAAACACAAGUUCGGAGAAAGUUGUUCAAGAAAGCAAAGUAAUUUUGGAUGUGACGCCAGAAGAACCAAUUAUUCCUAGCUCGAAAAUCAUUCUUGACUCAGACGCAAGAAGCUCUAGUAAUGUGGAAAAUGAAGAAUUAAGUUACUUGGAUCUUCUUGCGGCGUACAAUAAUGAAAAGAAAAUUGGUGCUGAAAUUUAUAGUGGUUCAAGUAUGGAAACCACAACUGAUAAUGAUGGUUUGGAGUCUUCAGAUAUCACCACUUCCUUUACCGACUCUCAAAGACUGAAGCAGCAGGAUGGAUGGCAGAUAAUUUUCACCUAUGAUGCAAAUAAUCAUUCACCUGAAAUGUACUCUCAAAUCACGGAAUUUGUGGGCAAGAUUGCAAAUGAAGUCGGAAUGGAUAUCCAGCAGUACAGUUGUAAAUGUUGUAGUGCACCUAUUGGAAUGAGCAUUGCAAUAGCUAGAGUAUGUCACUUCACGGGGAAUUAUUUUUGCAGUAAUUGUCACCUUUUGGACAUGAACGUGAUACCAUCUCGGAUACUUUUGAAUUGGGAUUUUACGCUGUACAGCGUUUGCAGAUUAUCUCACGACUUUAUUCAAAUGGUAAAGGAUCAACCACUCUUUGAUUUGGAACGAAUUAAUUCCAAAUUAUAUACUUUCAUCGACGAGUUGAGCGAACUUCGCGAUCUUAGGACAAAAUUAUACUAUGUAUCAAUGUACCUUCAAACUUGUAAAGACGAAACGGCAUUUGAAGAAUUUAAAAAAGAAAUGUGUUCACGGGAAUAUAUAUACGAGAAGAUUCAUCUUUAUAGCUUAUCAGACUUGUUAUCAGUUACCAAUCGAGCAUUAUCUGCUCCCUUAACCAAAUUACUUAAAUCAGGAAAAUCUCACAUAAUUUCGUGCAAAAUAUGUAAAGCGAAAGGCUUCGUUUGCGAAAUAUGCAAAAACCCAGAAGUGAUUUUUCCUUUUAACUUGGAAUCAAUUUUUAAGUGUCGAUCUUGUGGUGCUGUUUACCAUGCCAAAUGUAUGAACCCUUCGAAACCCUGUCCUCGAUGUCAGCGGUGGAAGAAUAUUCCUCAAGACAAAUAUAUCUGUGAUGAUGAUAGCUGAUAUAUAUAAUCUGCAUAUAAUGUGCUCUAGAUAUAUAAUGAGGGAUUUUGCGAUACAAAGAAUACUAAGGAUACCAAGGAAUCAUGAUUACCCUCAUUAGUACUUCGCACUGUGUUAAUUUAUGAUUUGCUACUUACGUAUAUUUGCAUUUGAAAUAGCAUGCAAUAAUAAAUUGUGACUUAAUAUCUGA
Molecule: messenger RNA, 2402 nt
Organism: Folsomia candida
Lineage: Eukaryota; Metazoa; Arthropoda; Collembola; Entomobryomorpha; Isotomidae
Gene: Plekhm1
Exons: 7
Coding region: 26-2212 (728 amino acids)
Source: RefSeq, a predicted model, not a curated record